GUCAAUCUAGAUGUGGAGAGAGGCGUAAACAAAGGCAAGAAAAUGAAGCUCAAAGUAUACGCAGAUCGAAUGUCUCAGCCAUCUCGCGCUGUCAUCAUCUUCUGCAAGGUGAAUGUUAUAGACUAUGAGGAGAUCAAAGUACUUAUCUCAAAGGGUCAGCAUUUAACUUCUGAAUUUGCAGAAAUAAAUCCCAUGAAACGGCUGCCAGCCAUCGUUGAUGGAAGAUUUAAGUUGUUUGAGAGCCAUGCCAUUUUGAUCUAUCUUGCUUGUGCAUUUCCUGGAGUUGCAGACCAUUGGUAUCCAGCUGAUGUUGCCAAGAGAAGUAGGAUACAUUCGGUGUUGGAUUGGCAUCACUCCAACUUACGCCGUGGUGCAGACACAUAUGUUUCCAAUGCUACAAUAGCACCUGUAGUUGGCCGUCCAUUGAAUCCCCAAGCAGCUGCUGAAGCUGAGACACUUCUGUCGUCGUCUCUUUCAAAGUUAGAGUCCUUUUGGCUCAAGGAUGCUGGACGUUUUUUGCUAGGUGGAAACCAGCCAUCCAUAGCAGAUCUUAGCCUCGUCUGUGAAAUAAUGGAACUCGAGGUUUUGGAUGAGAAGGAUCGUGCUAGGUUUUUGGGUCCACACAAGAAAGUCCAGCGGUGGAUCGAGAAUACAAGAAGUGCUACAAACCCUCACUUUGAUGAAGUGCAUGAAGUCUGUAGACACUAA
Hibiscus syriacus is the source of this 708-nucleotide messenger RNA. RefSeq names its product glutathione S-transferase T1-like. Bases 43 to 708 code for a protein of 221 amino acids. The transcript is spliced from 7 exons. Lineage: Eukaryota; Viridiplantae; Streptophyta; Magnoliopsida; Malvales; Malvaceae. The record is from RefSeq and is a predicted model, not a curated record.